CGGAAACGACGGUAGAAUAUUGUUGUUGCACCGUGCGUGUGCUGUACUCGUAACGUACGGAGAACGCAUUUUCAUUGACUGAAUCUUUCAAGCGAUAUCACAUGCUAAAGUUAUAAAAACACGGAUGCACCUCGUCUUCGUAUGAGCUGGACAGAGUAAACAUAACUCUGUUUCUUUUUUGGGAUUGUAUUGGUCUAAAAGUGCGGCAACGUAGCACUUAGCUACAGCUAGCUAAACAGCUCCACCAUGGCGGAUGUAACCGCACGUAGCCUGCAGUAUGAGUACAAAGCGAACUCCAACUUGGUGUUGCAAGCGGAUCGCUCGCUGAUAGACCGGACCCGGCGAGAUGAACCCACCGGAGAGGUUCUCUCCCUGGUGGGGAAGCUGGAGGGCACCAAGAUGGGAGACAAGUCGCAAAGGACCAAGCCUCAAAUGCUGGAAGAGAGGCGUGCAAAGAGGCGAAAGAGAGACGAGGACAGACACGACAUCAACAAAAUGAAGGGCUUCACCCUCCUCUCUGAGGGCAUUGAUGAGAUGGUGGGCAUCGUGUACAAGCCUAAAACCAAAGAAACCAGAGAGACGUACGAGGUCCUGCUCAGCUUCAUCCAGGCUGCGCUUGGCGACCAGCCACGUGACAUUCUGUGCGGAGCGGCCGACGAAGUCCUGGCGGUGCUGAAGAACGAGAAGAUGCGGGACAAGGAGAGGCGCCGGGAGGUGGAGCAGCUUCUGGGGCCGGCCGACGACACGCGCUACCACGUGCUGGUCAACCUGGGCAAGAAGAUCUCCGACUACGGGGGCGACAAGGAGCUGCAGAACAUGGAUGACAACAUCGACGAGACGUACGGCGUGAACGUCCAGUUUGAGUCCGACGAGGAGGAAGGGGAUGAGGACCAGUUCGGGGAGGUGCGUGACGAGCACUCGGACGAGGACAGCGAAGGAGAGGAGGCCAACGUGGGCUGCUCGCUCUCUGCCAACCUCGUCUCCGGCGACAUGAUGACGGCCAAGAAGAAGGACCUGCAUCCUCGCGACAUCGACGCCUUCUGGCUCCAGCGGCAGCUCAGCCGCUUCUACGACGACGCCAUCGUCUCCCAAAAGAAAGCGGACGAAGUCCUGGACAUCCUCAAGACCGCCAGCGACGACAGGGAGUGCGAGAACCAGCUGGUGCUCCUGUUGGGUUUCAACACGUUUGACUUCAUCAAGAUCCUCAGGCAGCAUCGCCGCAUGAUCCAGUACUGCACCAUGCUGGCGAGCGCCCAGAGCGAGCCGGAGAAGGAGCGCAUCACAGGGAAGAUGGAGGCGGACCAGGAGCUGUCCAAGAUCCUGUACCAGCUGCAGGAGACCGAGAAGGAGGACAUCAUUCGGGAGGAGAGAUCUCGCCGCGAGAGGGUCAGAAAGUCCCGGGUGGACGAUUUGGAAUCCAUGGACGUUGACCACGGAGAAUCGAUGACUCCCCGGCAGCUGUUGGAUCUAGAGGAUCUGGCCUUCACCCAGGGCAGCCACUUCAUGGCCAACAAAAGGUGCCAGCUGCCAGACGGCUCCUUCCGCAAGCAGCGCAAGGGCUACGAAGAGGUCCACGUGCCCGCCCUCAAGCCUAAGCCCUUUGCGGACGACGAGGUGCUUCUCGGCAUUGACAAGCUGCCGAAGUACGCCCAGGCCGGGUUUGAAGGGUUCAAGACGCUGAACCGCAUCCAGAGCAAGCUGUUCAAGACCUCCAUGGAGACGGACGAGAACCUGCUGGUCUGCGCCCCCACUGGUGCGGGUAAAACCAACGUGGCUCUGAUGGCCAUGCUCAGGGAGAUUGGAAAGCACAUCAACCUGGAUGGGACCAUCAACGUGGACGACUUCAAGAUCAUCUACAUCGCUCCCAUGCGCUCCCUGGUACAGGAGAUGGUGGGAAGCUUCAGCAAGCGCUUGGCCAGCUACGGCAUCACGGUCUCUGAGCUGACCGGAGACCACCAGCUGUGCAAGGAGGAGAUCAACGCCACGCAGAUCAUCGUCUGCACCCCGGAGAAGUGGGACAUCAUCACGCGCAAGGGGGGCGAGCGCACCUACACCCAGCUCGUGCGCCUCAUCAUCAUCGACGAGAUCCACCUGCUGCACGACGACCGAGGCCCGGUGCUAGAGUCCCUGGUGGCCCGCACCAUCCGCAACGUGGAGCUGACCCAGGAGGACGUGCGUCUGAUCGGCCUCAGCGCCACGCUGCCCAACUACGAGGACGUGGCCACCUGCCUGCGCGUGGACCCCGCGAAGGGCCUCUUCUACUUCGACAACAGCUUCCGCCCCGUGCCCCUGGAGCAGACCUACGUGGGCAUCACGGAGAAGAAGGCCAUCAAGCGCUUCCAGAUCAUGAAUGAGAUCGUCUACGAGAAGAUCAUGGAGCACGCCGGGAAGAACCAGGUGCUGGUGUUCGUCCACUCCCGCAAGGAGACGGGCAAGACGGCCAGGGCCAUCAGGGACAUGUGUCUGGAGAAGGACACCCUGGGGCUGUUCCUCAGGGAGGGCUCCGCCUCCACCGAGGUGCUGAGGACUGAGGCCGAGCAGUGCAAGAACCUGGAGCUGAAGGACCUGCUGCCCUACGGCUUCGCCAUCCACCACGCCGGGAUGACCCGCGUGGACCGUACCCUGACGGAGGACCUGUUCGCCGACAAGCACAUCCAGGUGCUGGUGUCCACGGCCACGCUGGCCUGGGGUGUCAACCUGCCCGCCCACACCGUCAUCAUCAAGGGCACGCAAGUGUACAGCCCGGAGAAGGGCCGUUGGACGGAGCUGGGGGCCCUGGACAUCCUGCAGAUGCUGGGUCGUGCCGGCCGCCCCCAGUACGACACCAAGGGGGAGGGCAUCCUGAUCACGUCCCACGGCGAGCUCCAGUACUACCUGUCCCUGCUCAACCAGCAGCUGCCCAUCGAGAGCCAGAUGGUGGCCAAGCUGGCCGACAUGCUCAACGCCGAGAUCGUGCUGGGCAACGUGCAGAACGUCAAGGACGCGGUCAACUGGCUGGGCUACACCUACCUGUACGUGCGCAUGCUGCGCAACCCCACGCUGUACGGCGUCUCCCACGACGACCGCAGCGCCGACCCCCUGCUGGAGCGCCGCCGCAUGGACCUGAUCCACACCGCCGCCAACGUGCUGGACAAGAACAGCCUGGUCAAGUACGACAAGCGCUCCGGGAACUUCCAGGUGACGGACCUGGGCCGCAUCGCCAGCCACUUCUACAUCACCCACGACUCCAUCCAGACCUACAACCAGCUGCUGAAGCCCACGCUCAGCGAGAUCGAGCUCUUCCGCGUCUUCUCCCUGUCCUCCGAGUUCAGGAACAUCACCGUGAGAGAGGAGGAGAAGUUGGAGCUCCAGAAGCUUCUGGAAAGGGUUCCCAUUCCAGUCAAGGAGAGCAUUGAAGAACCCAGCGCAAAGAUCAACGUCCUGCUGCAGGCCUACAUCUCCCAGCUCAAACUGGAGGGCUUCGCCCUCAUGGCCGACAUGGUGUACGUCACCCAGAGCGCUGGACGACUGAUGCGCGCCAUCUUUGAGAUCGUGUUGAGCCGGGGCUGGGCGCAGCUCACGGACAAGACCAUGAACCUCUGCAAGAUGAUCGACAAGAGGAUGUGGCAGUCCAUGUCCCCGCUGCGUCAGUUCAGGAAGCUGCCGGAGGAAGUGAUCAAAAAGAUCGAGAAGAAGAACUUCCCCUUCGAGCGCCUCUACGACCUGAACCACAACGAGAUCGGUGAGCUGAUCCGCAUGCCCAAGAUGGGGAAGACCAUCCACAAGUACGUCCACCAGUUCCCCAAGCUGGACCUGGCCGUCCACCUGCAGCCCAUCACACGCUCCACCCUCAAAGUGGAGCUCACCAUCACCCCUGACUUCCAGUGGGACGACAAGAUCCACGGCUCCUCCGAGGCCUUCUGGAUCCUGGUGGAGGACGUGGACAGCGAGGUCAUCCUCCACCACGAGUACUUCCUGCUCAAGGCCAAGUACGCCCAGGACGAGCACCUGGUCACCUUCUUCGUGCCCGUGUUCGAGCCGCUGCCGCCGCAGUACUUCAUCCGCGUGGCCUCGGACCACUGGCUCUCCUGUGAGACCCAGCUCCCGGUGUCGUUCCGUCACCUGAUCCUCCCGGAGAAGUACCCCCCACCCACGGAGCUGCUGGACCUGCAGCCGCUGCCCGUCACGGCCCUCAGGAACUCCGCCUUCGAGACCCUGUACCAGAACAAGUUCCCCUUCUUCAACCCCAUCCAGACCCAGGUGUUCAACGCUGUGUACAACAGCGACGACAACGUGUUUGUGGGCGCCCCCACCGGCAGUGGGAAGACCAUCUGCGCCGAGUUCGCCAUUCUGAGGAUGCUGCUGCACAACGCCGAGGGUCGCUGUGUGUACAUCACCCCCAUGGAGGCCCUGGCCGAGCAGGUGUUCCUGGACUGGCACCAGAAGUUCAUGGACCUCCUGAACAAGAAGGUGGUGCUGCUGACCGGCGAGACCAGCACCGACCUGAAGCUCCUGGGGAAGGGCGACAUCAUCGUCAGCACCCCCGACAAGUGGGACAUCCUGUCCCGGCGCUGGAAGCAGAGGAAGAACGUCCAGAACGUCAGCCUCUUCAUCGUGGACGAGACGCACCUGAUUGGAGGAGAGAACGGGCCCGUGUUGGAGGUCAUCUGCUCCAGGAUGCGCUACAUCUCCUCCCAGAUCGAGCGGCCCAUCCGCAUCGUGGCCCUCAGCUCCUCCCUGUCCAACGCCAAGGACGUGGCCCACUGGCUGGGCUGCAGCACCACGGCCACCUUCAACUUCCACCCCAACGUCAGACCCGUACCCCUGGAGCUUCACAUUCAGGGCUUCAACGUGAGCCACACCCAGACGCGCCUGCUGUCCAUGGCCAAGCCGGUGUACCACUCCAUCAUGAAGCACUCCCCGACCAAGCCGGCGCUGGUCUUCGUGCCGUCCCGCCGGCAGACGCGCCUCACCGCCAUCGACAUCCUGACCUUCUGCGCGGCCGACGUCGUCCCACAGAGGUUCCUGCACUGCACGGAGAAGGACCUGGCGCCCUUCCUGGAGAAGAUCAACGACGCCACCCUGAAGGAGACGCUGGCCAACGGCGUGGGCUACCUGCACGAGGGCCUGUCCACCGGCGAGCGGCGCAUCGUGGAGCAGCUCUUCAACUCUGGUGCGGUCCAGGUGGUGGUGGCAUCCCGCUCGCUCUGCUGGGGCACCAACAUCGCCGCCCACCUGGUCGUCGUCAUGGAUACCCAGUACUACAACGGCAAGAUCCACGCAUACGUGGACUACCCCAUCUACGACGUCCUCCAGAUGGUGGGCAAGGCCAACCGGCCGCUGCAGGACGACGAGGGCCGCUGUGUCAUCAUGUGCCAGGGCUCCAAGAAGGACUUCUUCAAGAAGUUCCUGUACGAGCCGCUGCCGGUGGAGUCCCACCUGGACCACUGCCUCCACGACCACUUCAACGCCGAGAUCGUCACCAAGACGGUGGAGAACAAGCAGGACGCCGUGGACUACCUGACCUGGACGUUCCUCUACCGCCGCAUGACCCAGAACCCCAACUACUACAACCUGCAAGGCAUGUCCCAUCGCCACCUGUCGGACCACCUGUCUGAGCUUGUGGAGAACACCCUCCACGACCUGGAGCAGUCCAAGUGCAUCAGCAUCGAGGACGAGGUCGACGUGGCGCCGCUCAAUCUGGGCAUGAUCGCCGCCUACUACUACAUCAACUACACCACCAUCGAGUUGUUCAGCAUGUCCCUGAACGCCAAGACGAAGAUCCGCGGGCUGAUCGAGAUCAUCUCCAACGCCGCCGAGUACAACAACAUUCCCAUCAGGCACCACGAGGACACUCUGCUGCGCCAGCUGGCCCAGAAGGUGCCCCACAAACUAAACAACCCCAAGUUCAACGACCCCCACGUCAAGACCAACCUGCUGCUGCAGGCCCAUCUGUCCAGGAUGCAGCUCAGCGCAGAGCUGCAGUCCGACACCGAGGACAUCCUGAGCAAGGCGGUGCGUCUGAUCCAGGCCUGCGUGGACGUGCUGUCCAGUAACGGCUGGCUGAGCCCCGCCCUGGCAGCCAUGGAGCUGGCCCAGAUGGUCACCCAGGCCAUGUGGUCCAAGGACUCGUACCUCAAGCAGCUGCCCUACUUCACCUCCGAGCACAUCAAGAGAUGCACCGACAAGGGCGUGGAGAGCAUCUUCGACAUCAUGGAGAUGGAGGACGUGGACCGCAGCGGCCUGCUGCAGCUCUCAGACCCCCAGAUGGCCGACGUGGCCCGCUUCUGCAACCGCUACCCCAACAUCGAGCUGUCCUACGAGGUGGUGGAGAAGGAGAACAUCAAGAGCGGUGGACCAGUUCUUGUCCUGGUUCAGCUGGAGAGGGAGGAGGAGGUCACUGGACCUGUCAUCGCGCCGCUCUUCCCCCAGAAACGCGAGGAGGGCUGGUGGGUGGUGAUCGGAGACCCCAAGUCCAACAGUCUCAUCUCCAUCAAGAGGCUCACGCUCCAGCAGAAAGCAAAGGUCAAGCUGGACUUUGUCUCGCCGGUGAUGGGCGUCCACAACUACACGCUGUACUUCAUGAGCGACGCCUACAUGGGCUGUGACCAGGAGUAUAAGUUCAGCGUGGACGUGAAGGAGGCGGACAGCGAGGGAGACAGCGACUCUGACUAGACCGAGCCCAUAGGUCACUGCAGUCGCACCUCAUCCCCAUCGGUGGAUCGUCUUUGUCCUGUUUUUACUGUAAAUCGUUAAACCAGACUCUUGUCUCUUUUGAUAAUUUCAAUGGCAUUUCUUUUUUUUGUAUGACUUUGUUUCUUAGUAGUGGCCAUCGCUUGUCUUGCAUACACCCGUCUGAAAUUACGUUGUACAGGAUUGACUCGUCUAGUUUUUGUAAACUGACCUGUCCAAGAAGCUGAUUCUCAAUAUAUAAGGGCCAAAAUACUUAAAUACAAGGUCAAUUUUAAUAAGGCGUCAACAAAUUAUUUAACAACCAUGUUAACCCAGUCGAUCUGUGCUGGGAAACUGAUCAAGUGAUCAUUUGUAACUGCAUUAUUGUACUUGUUCUGGCCCAAUUGUUUUUCAAUAAAAAAAAUUAUGCUAAAAUGAAA
Messenger RNA from Gadus morhua (Atlantic cod), 7091 nucleotides. RefSeq names its product small nuclear ribonucleoprotein 200 (U5) (gene snrnp200). Gene Ontology annotation, biological process: resolution of meiotic recombination intermediates. The transcript has 43 exons. Gene Ontology annotation, molecular function: DNA helicase activity; nucleic acid binding; ATP binding. The record is from RefSeq and is a predicted model, not a curated record. Gene Ontology annotation, cellular component: nucleus. NCBI's taxonomy places the organism in Eukaryota, Metazoa, Chordata, Actinopteri, Gadiformes, Gadidae. The coding region runs from base 247 to 6654 and encodes 2135 amino acids.